Molecule: messenger RNA, 718 nt
Organism: Limulus polyphemus (Atlantic horseshoe crab)
Lineage: Eukaryota; Metazoa; Arthropoda; Merostomata; Xiphosura; Limulidae
Product: neprilysin-like
Exons: 1
Biological process (GO): protein processing
Cellular component (GO): plasma membrane
Molecular function (GO): metalloendopeptidase activity
Source: RefSeq, a predicted model, not a curated record
AAUGGCUGAUACAAUUGAUGAAGAAAAGGCAGAAUUCAAAGAGAGUGAUAACUGCAUUGGAAAUGGGAAUGUAGAUCAGAAGAAGGAAAGUAGAUCUUGGAAGGAAUCAUUUCUUAAUAUUCCCACCACAUCUAUAAUAAUCUUCCUCUUAUGUGUGAUUUUAUUUAUCAUGUUUAUAUCAAUGUUGAUAUUUGCAGUGAAACUGGGUUCUUUUAAAAAACGUGAAGAAUACUUCUGUGAAAACCAAGGCUGCUUGAAGGUUGCAGCUGCCACUCUGACAGGGAUGAAUGCAUCUUAUGAUCCUUGUACUAACUUCUGGGAUUAUUCUUGUAAUGGUUGGAUGAAAUCCCACAAGUUUACAGAUGGCAAAGGAUCCAGAAAUGUAAAGGAUGUAAUGAGAGAUCAAAUUUUCCACCAGCUAAGACACUUGAUUGAUUUGGUGCCACAUAAUGCCGAAGAGCGAUCAUCAGAAUGGAAGGUGAAGAAGUUCUAUGAAUCAUGCAUGAACACUGAAGACAUAGAAUUUACUUCCUACAGAAACAUGCAAAAUAAAAUAUAUGAGCUUGGUGGAUGGAAUAUAAUCCCAGGAACAUGGUCACAAGAAAGGUGGGAUAAAGACAAAAUGAUUUUGGAACUCCAUCAAAAGUACAAAGUUAAUGUGUUUUUCAAAAUAGAUGUGGGGCUAGAUGACAGAAACAUUUCAGCCACCAUCAUUAAG